AUGUUACUUGGUCUGCGAGUUGAUGGAACAGCCAUCAACGGUCCCACUGAGGUAACAAACUACGUUUACAUGGAAAACUUAGGGGUGGAACCUACCGAAGAUGAAAAAAUAAAAUGUUCCAUUAAAAUAACCUGGCUAGAGGGUUUAUACGGAAAUUUAAAACAAAAAUCUGCCCCUACCCAAGAAGACGUUCUCUUAGAAGCUAAAAUAUAUAUUUUACUUGCAAUCGCUACAAUAAUGUUUCCUGACAAAAGUCAGAAUCUAUUACAUUCUUCUUGGAUCCCUUUCGUAGGGGAUCUUAUAAAAUGCGGCACCUAUAGUUGGGGUUCUGCAUGUCUAGCUAAAUUGUAUAGAGAAAUGUGUAAGGCGGCAGUGAAAGAUGUUAGGAGCUUGAGCGGAUGUGCACUCCUAUUAACAUCAUGGGCAUUCACACGUAUCCCAUUGUUUGCUCCUGUCACUACAGUGGAACCCUCGUAUCCAUAUGCACAAAGAUGGGCGCAACGAGGGAUGAACUACCGUGCAAAUCCUCGUUUCCAUCUCCAAGGUUAUCGAAACGCUUUGGACCAUAUGCAAGAAAACGAUUUCAUAUGGAGACCGUACAUCCGAUAUCCGCUGCCGAGGCUUGAAGAUAGUCAAAUCUGGAGUGCAACAACAUUCCUUAUCUGUUUCUAUACCGUUGAGAUGCAUCAAACAGAUAGAGUAACACUCCAGUUUGGACUGGAUCAACAAAUUCCGCCCCCCCCCCCCCAAGGUGUCUAA
This is a messenger RNA of Lathyrus sativus (Indian pea), 759 nucleotides long. The record is from the annotation of a GenBank genome assembly. NCBI's taxonomy places the organism in Eukaryota, Viridiplantae, Streptophyta, Magnoliopsida, Fabales, Fabaceae.